Messenger RNA from Styela clava, 1377 nucleotides. Its product is annotated as protein AMN1 homolog. Gene Ontology annotation, molecular function: protein binding. NCBI's taxonomy places the organism in Eukaryota, Metazoa, Chordata, Ascidiacea, Stolidobranchia, Styelidae. Gene Ontology annotation, cellular component: SCF ubiquitin ligase complex. The record is from RefSeq and is a predicted model, not a curated record. Gene Ontology annotation, biological process: SCF-dependent proteasomal ubiquitin-dependent protein catabolic process.
AGGUGUUGCCAAAUAAUUUCUUUGGAUCAUGAUCAAUAUACAAAGAACAGUAUUCGGUGGAAUUUCUUCACUUUUUACGACAUCUCUACAUGUUGUUGCUCAUAAUCUUAAUUUAUAUAAUGAGGAUAUAAAGUUGUUACCACCCAGUAUAAAGAGCAAACUUUUGUAUAUUUUAUCAAAAAGAGGGAUUUUAAGUGAUGCCAACAUAGAAUUUUGCUUGCACGCAAGAUUAAAAGAAAUUGAUUUAAGUGAAAGCGAUGUCACUGACGAGGCAUUGGCGACAAUCUCAAAAACAUGUAUAAACUUGGUAAAAAUUGAUUUAAAUUCUGCAAAAGAAAGCCGAAAGACAAUAUCUAAUGAUGGAAUUAUUAAAAUAGCACAAAGCUGUCGUUGGAUUCAAGUUUUCUACCUUCGUCGGUGUUUGAACAUUGGUGACGAAGCAGUGGUGCAAAUAGCUGUAAAUUGUAAAAGCAUAAAACAUCUUAAUCUUGGUGGUUGCUCUGGUGUCAGUGACAGAAGUCUACAAGCGCUUGCUGAGAAUUGCCCUAAUCUUGAAAGCCUGAAUGUCUCUUCAACCAAGGUAUCUGAUAAUGGUGUGUUUCAAAUAUGUAAAGGAAAAUGUUGCAACACAUUGACAGAGUUUCAUAUGGCAUUGUGUCAUAAUAUAACUGAUGAAGCUAUUGAAUGCAUUAUCGAGUAUUGUCGUAAAAUUCGAAUUUUGAUAUUUCAUGGAUGCCCAAAAAUCACAGAGGAUUCGAGAAUAGCAUUAGAAGAGCUUCUUGCAAGAGAAUGUUCUAAUGUGAAGCAACUGACUUGGACAGUGUAUUGAGGAUUGUUUGCUCCGUUUGUUCUCGUGUGGCGAAGCCAGAACCAAAUGUAUUUGUGAUAAUACAUAUUAUGUCCAACCAUCAUAUAAUUAAACUUAUCUUAUCGACUGUUACGGAAUAAAUAUAUAUAUAGUUUUUUUUGGUAUUCCCAAAUGGUGAAUAUAGUAUCACUGUAUUGUUGAAUCACUGUGUAAAAUCACUGUUGUCAGUGCUUUUUUGGAGUCUCCUUCAAAAACAAAGUUUUGUAGCAUUUAUCAUUACAAUGAAAUAAUAUUGAUAUUGCCCUUGGAAGUUUCAUGAAUUCGUGAAGAGUCAUCUGUUUUCGUUUUUAGUGUCAAGUUUUUGUUGGAUUUAAAAAUUAAUCUGUUUUAUCAAUGUAGAGUAGUGCGGUGGAGUCUCAGCUAACAAGACAUUUAAAAAAUGACUCCGACACCCCGCUGACAAAAAAUUGAUACUGACUGAAUACAGUGUCUACUUAUUGAGUUCCUCCUAAGUUCCUAACUCCCAAUUCUGUGAAAAACACAUUUUGACUGAUUGUCUGUUGAGAAUG